This is a messenger RNA of Pestalotiopsis fici W106-1, 2487 nucleotides long. RefSeq lists its product as uncharacterized. The record is from RefSeq and is a predicted model, not a curated record. The coding region runs from base 1 to 2487 and encodes 828 amino acids. The transcript has 2 exons. NCBI's taxonomy places the organism in Eukaryota, Fungi, Ascomycota, Sordariomycetes, Amphisphaeriales, Sporocadaceae.
AUGUCCGACCGUCCCAGGCAUGGGCGUCGAGGCCGUGGCGCUCGUCGUCAAAGCCGCAUAUCCAGGUUUGGUCGACCGACAACACGAACACGCCGCCACUCUAGUCACUACAGAGGGCAAGCGUUUCAGUUACCGCUGCGAGGUCGAGCUGCAGACCAAGAUCGCGAUCGAGAUCGACACCGAAGCCAGACUGCAGAGGCGCCGAUACAAGCAGACGACGAGUCGGGCACUCCUUCUGAGCGUCUCCGGCGACUCUACGACGCCCGGCACCUCAUUGAGCUCCAGAUCCUUAACACCGAGAUUGGUUGCGAGCACCAACUACAAGAAAUGGAGCGCGAUUCGCGAAGCAGAAGAUACGAUGAUGGUGAGGUCACUAGAUAUGGCGCUGGCGAAUCAUAUCGACCCUUCAACGAUCGCACUCCUCGACGUGUGAGAACUCCAGAGAGAGAGCGACGAAGCCCCCAGCCUCGAGAUCGCGUUAGGAGCCCUCCUCGUGAGCCCAGAGAUCGGCCGCGAAGCCCACCGCGAGAGCCUCGGGAACGACCUCGCAGUCCUCCCAGAGAGCCUCGAGACAGACCUCGCAGCCCUCCUAGGGGACCGAGAGCCCGCAGCCCACUUCCUCGAGACCGGCCUCGAAGUCCCCCUAUCCAUGAGAGCCGCUAUGUACCUGAUCGCACACCACGCCGACGAUCACGCAGCCCCUUUAGACCCGAUCGCUCGCGAGACGGCGGCCGCGACGACGAUGGCAACAACAGGGGCAUAGCGGCCGCGGAUACCUGGCGACGACGGGAAAGAUCUCGCAGUCCUGUGCGGCGUCCUUCGCCUCGACGCUCUCCUAUGCGACGCAACCAUUCUCCGCCCCGAAGAUUCGCUUCGCCACGACGUGAUAUGAGGAAUGAUAGGGACCGUCGCGACUUCAAUUCGAGGGAUCCAAGGUCAUUCCCCCAAUCUCAUUCUUUUCAGACUGACACUUUUGCAUCACCCCGCGGACGUGGUGAUGGCAAUCCCAACAACAUUCCCAUUGCUCACAACAAGCGUGUAAGCCAGUCGCCGCUCGGCAAUGGCAACCCGUCAAGUGACUUCCAGCAUGAGUAUGAAAACCCGCUGCGUCGAUUUGACGCGGCGAGACCUGCUCAUUCAGCGGGGCCUGGCAACAAUCGACGAGGUCGUAACACUAGUCGUGGUCGUGACCUCAUGUUUCCAGAUGUGCCUCACGCUUCUGAGCAAUACACGGCUCAGCGCCCUUUUCAUCGCAAUUCUCAGCAUGAUUCUAAUUUUCAAGCUCGCGCGAAUAAUGUUGACACCCCUUAUAGAGGUAGAUCAAGAUCAGCAGAUAGAGACCGUCGCGAUGUGCGAGAUCGUGAUAGGAGAGGCUCACCAGUCAGGCGGGUUUCUCCUGGUCCGCGACCUGGGCCGUAUCGACGUCGCUCUCCCAGCCCAGACCGGCGUGAUACCCGCUAUAUUCCUGCACAAACCCAAAGACGACCAUCGCCGCCUCGAGGGUCUGCAGUGUCUUCAGCUUUUCCUAGUCGGGACCAGUCUCGACGUCCUUCGCCCCUGCCUGUCAAUGGACGCAGGAUUGAUCGCUCCAACCCUCAGUCGCCAAUGUCCUCUCGACAUCAUUCCCGAUCUCCUCAACGCCCUGCUCCCAGAGAUCGGGAAGCAAGUCCACUCCGUCCUGCUGCUGCUGUAGCUACUACUACCUCGUCCGCCGCUAUACCUAUCAGAUCGCCUCCCAGAGGUCCAGCCGUCCAACGUCCCCCUCCUACAGGUCCUCGUGGAGACAGAAACUGGCGAGACAGCCGUGAUGAGCGGGAUUCUCGAAGCUACCCAGGACGCUCUGCUUCGAUUUCAAACGAGACACCGAACAGACCUACAGCUCCCCCGACUCGCCAAGACGUCACUAGUCCUGAAGUUCCCCCGGCUGGUCCUCGAGGCUAUGGUGCUCCCCGCGGUGGAUACGGCCGAGGAGGUCGCGGCAAUACGUGGAUCGCGCCAGGUGGACAAAACCGCAACGAUUCGCCUGCUCCUGGCCCUGCAGCGGCCAUGACUGGAGGCAAUAAUGUGUCGGUGCCAACCGGACCUCGCGGACAGACACCUUCAAACUCUGUCCCUUCUACACCGAAUACUCAGUCAAAGCCCUUUAACCCGCCAAAGGGUCCUGCAGCGGAGAAGCGCCAACUGACGGUUUUUGACAAGGAGGUGGCCACAAUGACGCCCAUCAUCCCAGGUGGUAAGAUGUCCAUCGAAGACGAAGCCGCAAUGAAUGGCGUUCUGCCCGAACAGCUUGCACAUUUCAAGGCAGCAGAGGAAGAGGCAGACAGAAUGCGGAAGGAGAUCGAGAAGAAUGACGAAAAGACACGUGCCAUGAUGGCCGAGUUCAGAAAAGGACAGCGCGAGUGUGAGCUUCUGAGACUUCGAACUGAGCUUACAGAAAAGGCUGUCGCAAAAUCAUCCGGCGAGAGCUUGUUGGGCUCUGCCUUUUAG